Molecule: messenger RNA, 6881 nt
Organism: Monomorium pharaonis (pharaoh ant)
Lineage: Eukaryota; Metazoa; Arthropoda; Insecta; Hymenoptera; Formicidae
Product: glutamate receptor ionotropic, kainate 4
Exons: 8
Coding region: 660-2603 (647 amino acids)
Cellular component (GO): membrane
Molecular function (GO): glutamate-gated receptor activity
Source: RefSeq, a predicted model, not a curated record
AAUAAUUACUGGCCAAUUUAAUGGUCUGGUAUUACAUUUUUAUAAGGGCUGUAAAUAAGAAAAAUAAAAAAAUGUGCCAAAAGAACAGAACAUUUAAGUAUUUAAGAAAAAAUUUUUAAUUCGAUUUGUUUCUGCUGUUAAAUACAUCAAAUAUAUUAUUAGCUGGCAAAAGAUAAUGCACAUCUUCAAGUGUCAAGUAUAAUAUACAAGACCUUUAAUAAAUAAUAUCGAUUUCUGACGUCAGCAAACCUCACUAUUGUGUUUUCUGACGAGAAAGUUGAUAAACAACAUUGAACGAACUAGAUUCUCGGAUCUGAUAAAUCCCCGUUCGCAAUGAUCGUCCUUCAGUCACCCGUUCGCACCCUUUGAGUCACGAUACUCUCACUUCUUCCUUUUACUCUCAAACAGUGAUCCAUGUUUUUUAUUAGAGGAUUCUGUGACUCAUUGUUGUCUUUAUUAAGAUUUUGAAAUUAAAAUACACCGAUUUGAUUGUAUCCUUCCAUUCUCACCUGUUAAUCUCAAUGUACGCAAAGAAUAAUUUCUUUCUUUAAAUUAAUGAUUAAUAAUUUAUCGCAAUGUCCAACUGGACAAAAUAGAUUUUUACUUUUUAUACAGUAAAUGUUUAUUUGAAUUCUUACUUUCAACCUGCACUUUGUGAAAUGAAGUACAUGACAGCGCGAUCGAUAGCAGUACUCUUUAUCGCGUUCAGCACUAAACCGCUGAUAGAAGGAAUAGGCAUUAACAAUUAUUUCCAACUGAUCAACGAUGUCCACAGAUAUUAUCACACGUCAUGUGUCAUAUUCGUGCAGUCUGAUAAAUAUGAUUUCAAUACGACGACACUGGUGCAAACAUGGUCUCGCGAAUUCUCAUGGCAAGCAGUCAUGACUGUCACCAUGACUUUCUCAGAUCUGAAAAGUGAGUACAAUAAGUACCAAGAGAGUAUCACGCGGCCUUUGUUCGUCGUUCUUCUCGACACCAGGGAGACCAUGGACCAGUUUGUUAAGAUCACAAGGACUAUAAAACCCAUCUCUUUCCCCUUCUGGUUCAUCGUAUUCUUUCAGCAUCCUGGAAAUCCUCUUGAGAAGUAUUGCAGAGAACCUACCGAUAACAUAUUCAACGUAGAUUUCCGCACCCAGAUGUUGGUCCUAUGCUAUGAUAGCCCGAUUCUGGUUGAGUGGUACGCUAUUCGCGAUAAUCGUACUAGAACAUUUGAUCUGGCCACGUGGUCUCCCGAUAGAGGUCUGAUCUUGAAAACGCGAGAGAGUCUAUACGCUAGGAGGGAUGACAUGUUCGGUGACGUUAUACGCGUGGUGACCGUAAAUAACUCGCCACUGAUCUCACAGGAGGACGAUAUGGUUAGCGGAUUUCUUGGUGUGCUACUGCUAGAACUCAGCAAAGUGAUGAACUUUACGGUGAAGCUUCUGGAUCCGGUGGAAGGAUAUGGUUGGUUGAAUGAACAGAAGACAGGCUGGACAGGUGCGAUCGGCAAGUUAGUAGCCAACGAGGCUGAUUUGGGUGUUUCUGCAUUCACGAUGACUACUCACAGAUUAAAAGUUGUCGAUUUUACGAUGCCACUGUUACGCUCGCAAUACCGUCUUUAUUUUAAGCAGUCCGAUCUCACCCACGUGCAAUGGUCCGUGUACCUAAGGGUAUUUAGCCCUGGAAUUUGGAUAUCAUUAACAAUGAUAACAAUAGUUGCUGCAAUUGUAUUGACUAUUAUAAAGACAAAAGGAUUUUCAAUAAUCUUAAUGCUUGAGAACUAUAUUAAAGUUUGGGGCAUUUAUUGUCAGCAGAGUUUGCCAGCAUUUCCUAGAGAAUCACCAAUGAGAUUAGCUUUUAUCUCGAUGUAUAUUUCAUCGAUAGUAAUUCUAUCAAUGUAUUCUGCCUCGUUGAUCAGCUAUUUGGCGCUUUCUAAGCCUAAAUUACCUUUUUCUACUUUAGAAGGUUUUGUUAAUCAUGGAUCUUACCAAUUAAUUGUUAUGCAAGACAGCGCCGAAUAUGAUCUUCCUAGUAAUGUCCAUGACUCUGUGUUUAUUAAAAUGUAUAAGUUGAGAGCAGACAAGAAGUAUUUACCUUUUACAUUAUCGGAGGGAUUUAGAGAAAUCUGUGAGCAUGCAAACUACGCGUUUUACACGAGCGAAAUGUACAAAGAAUCUAUUAAUUUUGAUAUACGAUGUAGAGUCACAUUUAUUAAUACUGGAAGAAUCGAUAAUACAGCAAUGGCUUUAACAAAAGGAAAUCCUUACACUGAAUUCAUAAAUUACCAUUUGCGGCGAUUUCAGCUUAAUGGUAUUAUGGGCAAGUUAAAAAAAAAAUUUCUUAUAAAAAAUGUUCCGAGUAAGAUUACUUAUCAUUAUGUAGAGUUAAACAAUAUAACACCAAUUUUAACGAUGGUGGCAGGCAGUAUGGUCUUGGCACUAUUGAUUUUGAUAAUCGAGAAAGUGUUUUAUUCGUUUAAAACUCAAUUUAAAAAUAACAAACUGUUUAUUGCAAAAUUUAGUUAUAAUCUUAACAUAAGAAAUAAAUUGCGAAGGGAAAACAGCGAUUUAAAAUUGAAAUUUAAAGAAUUUUAUAAUAAUAGACCAAUUGGAUAUUGGCCAUAAUAAAUGAAAAACUAUUAUGUUAGAUAUUGGAUAUUCAAGGAUUUGUAAAACAAUUGAUUAUUUGAUAACGCAAUCUUUGAGGUGCUCGAAAAAUCGGAUUAUAAUAAAAUUUUGAUGCAUCUUUAGGCACGAAUUGGGUUUCAGGUCUCCCAAAACCUUCGAAAAAUCGUCAGAUUAUCCGGAUAACAUAUUUGGCUAGGAGGUUGUUGGAGGUGCAUAAAAAAGGGAAUUGCCACCUUGCUUGGUAAUGCAUCGAACUUCACUUUAAUUCUUCCAUGCAUCCUCGCUGCUGUUCUCAUUGUUCGGCGAUGGAAAGCUCUCAACGAACGAUAGCCAAUAAACGCCGAUGCCAUUCAACUGGCAAACAGUUACUUGCCUUACGUAUUUAUCUCUGAAACCUCUUAGCCAAACUGAUUUCUUAGUAAUUAAAAUGAUUUUUUGUGGUUCUGGUAAGAUUCGCUUGCCAAUUCUCAUAUUGCCAUUUGCUUCCUCUUAUCCGUACAGUUUUUUUGACAAUUCUGACGAUUUUUCAGAAGUUUGUAAAAUACGUCUACAUAAUUCUUGUGUAACUUUUUUUUGAUAUAUUUUUUUUAUGAAUAUUAAUCAUCUAUCUAAAAUGUUACAGAACGCGGAUUAAAUGCUACUUUUACACCCUGAUGCCUCUAUUGUUAAUCUAUAUUGUAAUUAUAUUAUAAUUAUAUUUCUUUAUAAUUCUUAGGUAUAUAUUUCAGUGACUAUAAAAUAAUAUUAUAGCUAAUCGAUUUUUUAUUAUGUUGUUGUGAUUAGAAAAGCGAAAUUUGUAAUAACUAUUUUUAUAUAGCUUUUCAAAAGUAAAAUAUUAAUAUAUAUAACUAGUUAUAUAAUAUAAUAUAUUUGUUUAACUAUAGAAAAUAAAAUGUAAUUAUAAAUUGCUGUUAAAACUAUGACAAUUUAUGUCUACACAAAUGAUUGUUUCACCUAUUAUAUUAGAGUCACUUACUUUGAUAACAUUUAAUAACACGGUCUAUAUUAUCGGUAAGCGGAAGUUCGCAUCCGCAGCUUGCAGUUUCUUGCAGCAGUCAAUUCGAUACGCACUCAGGUGGCAUCGCCGACGGGCGCAACGGAUGCGAGCAAGCACGCGCUUACGUUUCCGCUUUCUGUUUGACCGGAAGUGACCUUUGCCUCAUUAGAAAAAACCUGCAUGUACGCAUCAAUUCCGACAAUCAUCCCAUACGCGGCAGUAUACGUACAAUAUACAAUGUACGUUGUACAUACAUGCACAUCACGAGCUGCCUUUACCGUUGCACCGACUUUACCGAUGCUAGCAACGGCGGGCGUUGAUUAUCCAUUACGGAAAUAAACGCGUCUUCGCGGGUACCAUCAAUCAGCGACAAAUUAAACGCGAAUAGCACGCGAUGGUUAUAGCGUGACAACAGUCAGAAGAUUGCUUCUUCUAUUACCGCACUGGCCUCAUUAAGUUGUAAUUAUGUGGGAAAGAAUAAGCAAUUUAUACGUCUUCUUUUAGUGUCGAAAUACAGGACAAAGUCUUAAGAACAAGUGAUUUUUUUUUCCUUUUAGUUGCAGCUUGUAAUGCAAAUGUGCAACCACAAUAAUCGCGACUGGAAGAAGAACCGUAGCGACUACGCGACGAAAGUACGUCAUACAUAUAAGUUUAUUAAUUUGUUUUCUAUUCGUUCCCAAAUAUUUCUAAUUUAUAUUUUUACUGAACAAUUUUUUUAUUUGUCUCCUAAAGCAGAAGAAAACAGAAAGUAAAGUUUACCAUUUCUUUACUGCAUUUUCGAACAAACGCUUUGAUAAAAGAAAAGAAGGAAUCGAUGACUGAAUGCGACACGACUGCACUACGAGAUGAUUUGAUGAUGCAUCUUCGCGCGAACGGACGGCCUCGGAAUGCAUUCCGCGAUCGUCUAUUAUCGUUUGCAAGGAUCGAUGUGUCUGUCUGUCGUUCCAGGAGGAAAACAAGACUCCAACUGGCCUCUCUCUUGUUGUCGCACAUGGUAGAGCCAUUGUUGGCACGUUGUGUCAUCUCUGGGUUUGUCCAGAAAGGCGUAUUACAUCGCUACGACGAAAGGCGAAAGGGCAGAGAAAGAGAGUACUUCUGCAGCCGAUAACAAUAACAAUAAUUGUGAACCAGGAAACAAUAACGUUUGGUAAUCAUGAUUGUCGGAGGAAACAAUGAUGGUGAUGAUGACGAUGACAAUGGGUGACGUCUCGGUCGAGAAAUGAAGUCAUAAAAUGGCACAAUAACGUCUUCUUUUCAGUUUCGAUAGUAGUGUUUAUUGCGAAUGAAGAUUAGAGAUUUUUCGCGUUACAAAUAAAUAGGACAAAAUUUUUUUCUUUGAAUUUAAUAGCAUUUUUAUAUAUAAAGAAAGAAAUCUUUAUGAUAAAUUAUAUUAAGCAAUUAAAUAUAAUAAGAACGGGGAUAUAUAUAUUUAUGAUCUAUAAAUUAUACUAUAGAUCUAUAGAUAUACUAGAAUACUAGAUAGUUAUAUUUAAUGCUUAAAUAAUUUACGCAAUUUAUGUAUGUUCAUUACACGCUCAAAUAGUUUCAAAGAAUAUUUCCAAGGCAGCCUAGUGCUAAUGUUGAUAAUUAUGACAAUAGAGUUUCUGCCUUGACGAAGACAGUAAUUUGCGCCCGACGAGAUGGAAAACUCGACGACUCCUUCGGUAAAUCCGUCACUGAGAUCUCUUCGGUCACUGCAAAACUCAUUAACAUGCCCGAGAGCGUAGGAAGGUGUUGGCUAUGCGCUGGACCAUUCGUCCUUAUGCGACAUUGCUUUACAACUGAUAGUUUUUAGAAGAAGCAACAGCGAUCUCGCAUCGCGGAUAAAAAUCAUAAAUCUAAUAAUAAGAACGUGGGUCGUUGUCCCCGAUAUGCCGGGGAAUUAUCAAACCGUUCUAUUAUUAGAUAUAAAAGAGCGUCUGAUAACUUGAUUAGCAUUUUGCAGAUAGGCUGCUUUAAGCGUAUUAAUUUUUCUUUUCAUCAACUUCACGAGCCAAACGGUUCGGUUAUUAGGUCGUAGAUAAUUGACGUAAUAUAUGCUGUUACACGUUAAGAAAGCAAUAUAGUUAAUUCAUAUUUAUAGAACGUGAUAAAGGUAUUAUGCUGUCAUUAAUUACAAAAUAUCUGAUAGCGUAACAUUACUAACACUGAAUUUGUAAUGUUACUUGUAGAUUAUAUGUAUAUUAACAUUACAUGUUAAUACAUGUAUAAAUGUCACAAAUAAUUGGAGAUUUAAUGUAAUUAGUGUAUCCUUCUACGCAUUUUUUUCCGGCGAUUCUGAUUCAGAUUACAUACGAAAGAAAACAAACGUUUAAUUUCUACUUAGAUUGCAGAUUACGCCUGCGCAAUUUUGUUUUCUGAUCGAUUAAUAUCUACAUAUGUUUAUUUACUGUUUUCGUGAAACUCUUCAUUUGUCACAAAAAACACGAUGGUUAUUCAAUGUUUUAUUCAAUGUCAGAGUCGAAGGAACUGCCAACGUAUCGCUCGAUCAGCGUCGUAAUUCAGGUACCAUUGCGAAACGUAGUCGAUCGUAAAAGUUUAAUUGCCGUAGCACGUUUUUGUCCAAAAUAGGCGAUGAUCAAGACAUCUCAUGCAACAGAUUAUGACAUAAUUGAUAUUUUUCGUGAAUUAAAGUUGCUUCUCACGGUCUCUUUACCGUCCACCCAUGCAGUUCAACAUUAACAGAGAACUAAAUCCGUCUCUUUCUUUCUCUCUCGUUAACGUUGGCGGAGACGACCUACGUAGACCGGGUGUGGGCUCACCGUACGUAACGUGUCCGCACGCACAAGUAGGGGGGACACGGUGCCGACGCGGUGCCCCACCGCCGUCGCUGCCGCGGCGGAAUGGAAUGGAAAGGAAAAGAGCCGUACCUACUGCUGCCUAUCCGCCUGCCGUAGACACGAUUAUGUUUCGUUCGUGUCUGGCGAACCCAUUCAGUGCUUCUCACGGCACGGGGGCACAUGGUGCGGUCGCGGGCCGCAGACGGUCUCUCCGCGAGUGGUGCACGCACGCGAUCGAGCCGCGCUAUCUCAGGGAGAUAAGCCCGCCGAGAAGGUCGAAGGCUAAAGUGGACAGUUGAGCGGUACAGUGCAAAGAGUAACAUCAAACUGUAAAAAAAAAAAAAAAAAAACAGACAAAAAACAUUGAAGAAUGGCGAUUUAUUGAAUUCUCUGAAAGGAUUAUUAGAGAUUCGAAGAGCAGUUUAUCAGAGAGAUAUGCUGAAGUACAUGUCGUAAAGUGCAACAAUAAUAAACAAAAGCCGCAAUAAAUUCAACAAA